Molecule: messenger RNA, 9045 nt
Organism: Pristis pectinata (smalltooth sawfish)
Lineage: Eukaryota; Metazoa; Chordata; Chondrichthyes; Rhinopristiformes; Pristidae
Gene: ap5b1
Product: adaptor related protein complex 5 subunit beta 1
Exons: 3
Coding region: 61-2841 (926 amino acids)
Biological process (GO): endosomal transport
Cellular component (GO): AP-type membrane coat adaptor complex; lysosomal membrane
Source: RefSeq, a predicted model, not a curated record
CGAUGGUGGCGUCACGUGACCAGGGUCCGCCUGGAGCUGCGUUUCCGGUUAUUCAGUGCCAUGGCAGUGUCAUCUCAUCAAGAAUGGGUGCAGAAGGUAGCUGCAUUCCAUGCCAGUCCUUCAGAUUUUCUUGCAAGUACAACAGCUGAGAACUUUGUGCAAGACCUACUGAGAGUCCUUACAGAUGAGAAGAUGGGCGAAAAUAUAAAGGUGCAGAUUCUAGGCAUUCUUCAGGAGUUUCCAACUUUGUUGUUCAUCAACUCGCAGUCAGCAGAAAGGGCAGUGGAAUCUGUCUUCAUCAUCUAUUUGCAGCUGCCAUUUGUACUUAAGUCACUAAGUUUGAAAUGCCACCUACUGCUCUCAGUAACCACCAUAGUAAUUGCCACCGACCAUCUUAUUAGUGAUGAGAAGGUAUUGAAGAACUUGAUGCAACAGCUGCUUGAUGUGGUGUGUGACUCAAACGAUCACAAAAACGGUGUGAAUUUUAGGCCUCUCAGGGCCGUGGCGUGCGACUGCCUUCGAGAAUUUGAAACUUGCUAUCCAGGCCUCCUGUCGGGAAAACUGGAGCUUCUGUCUGCUCUCCAGAGGAAGGAGGUGACUCCUCUGCACCAAGCCUACACACUCCUGUACAGCCAUGUUUUGAAAAAUGCAAUUUGCGCAGUCUCACAGACACACAGUGCUUCUGAGGGUGCCAUCCGUGAGAUGUUGGACCGGAAUGAGGAUAUCAAGUGGAAGGUGAUGGAGGAACAGCAGGAUUUGGUGGCUGUCACUGUAACAACUAAUUUCUCGUUAAUGCCUUCUGCUGAUGAGACAAAAGAGUUGAAGUCUUGUGUGUCAUUACUGCUGGAAGAGUCCUUCCUCCUUACUCCAGUAUCUCAAGCUGUUUUGCUUCGAGAACUAGCCCAGGUUGUUCUUAUGGUGCGCUCACUUUCUCCAGCAAUUUUCAGGUCACAGAUAUUGCGCCUGUUUGGGACAAUGGAUAUAUCCUUGCUGCACACCAUGUUGCACAUGAAGGCAACCUUCACUGACAGCCUUUUCACUGCUGAGGAUGAGAACCUCCUUUUGAAGCGUCUAGUUGGCAUGGUCCAGCACCCACUGCUCAGCGUUCCCCUCAAGCUCUUCUACAUGGACUGUCUGCUCCACUUUCCUGAAAACCGUCCCAUUAACUCAAACCUGGAAGAGAAUCUUCCAGUUGCAUUCACCUCCAGGAUGGCGAAUUGCCUGUUCCCCACCCUGUUUAAUGACAGCAGAACGAUGCUGGCUCGUCUCAACCUAUUGAGUCUCAUGUGCCUUGAGAAUACUGAGGAAGAAAGAGGGGUCACUGAGAUCUUUGACUACCUGAUGUCUUUAUACAAACUGGUGGAUAUCAGUGGAAACAGGGAGAGGAUAGUAACAUUUUUCCAAGCUGUGUACAUAUUUGUGGGACAUUUCUAUUCUAAUGAAGAGUACAUGGCAGAGUUGACCAACCAUAUGGUCCAAUUGUAUGAAAAACAUUGCAGCUUAGCUCCAUACAUGAUAGAUCUUUUAAAUAGCACCCAAAACCUGCUGGAAGAUUCUAAAUGGCCUGUUUCUCUAGCAGGAGCCCUGCAGAAGAUGAUUGUGGAGCUCCCAUUGCAGCAGUUGACCCCUUCUAGUCUCAUGUGGCAUCUUAAAAUCCUGGCUAGAGUGGCCAAAGAAGGCACCAUACCGCAGAAGGCAACUGUUCAGUUCUUGCUGAGCGUCAUUCGGGCAUCUGACUUAUGUGGGAUGGGCGACUGGCGGAUGGGUAAUGCCAUCCUGUCCGUGUGCAGGAACACCUUGCAUUGCCAGAAUCUGGAGCCCAUCUUCAGGGACCUUGCAGACCUAUUGCAGCAUAUUCACCACUGGUUCCGAGAUAUCGACAUUCAGGAUCACGCUCACUUCUGUUAUGCGCUGCUCACCUGUCUCUCCAGUGAGAAGAUCGCAGGAAUUGUGGCGGUGGGAUCAGGCAACUGUAGUCGGACAAAGACGCGCUCACUUUCCCUGAUGUCGGAGAGUGCCAGUUCCUCUAUCUCCAUUCUUCCAAUUAAGUAUCCAAUACUGCAACUCAUUCCAGCUCCAGAAGUUGAUUCUCCCAUCAUCAGUCCUCCUGGAGAUGUUAGUGAACAGGAUCUUGAAGUAGAUUACUUGGAAAAAUACUUGGAUCAGUUUUGUGAUCCUGGAUUUGCUUCUACAAUUGUACUGAAGUUUCAUUUGAGAUUUGCAGAGGAAGUUGAUCCCCAUUUUCACAAACUCUUUACCAUACUUCUACACUUUGACUUGCGGAACUCCCACUAUGAGCCAUUGAGUGAUCUCCAUGUACCCUGUCUUCUCUUCAACAAAAAGCCUCAUGUUUUCUCCCUGGUGUUCAAGCCACGGUUACCUUUCCCUUUCACUUUACACACGAAUGCCAUCUUUACCACAGAGGACGGUGACACCUAUUGCAGUCAGCUCGAGCCAGUCGAUGUUGAUUUCUCGCAGCUGUUCCUGCCCCUUCCUGUGCCUCUCAGCUGGCCACCGGAUGUCAAGGCUAGCCUCUUCAAAAAGCUGUGGACGUCAUUGAUCCAAACUGAAUCCAGCCAGUCUGCUUUCAGUCGCUUCUGCUUUAAGACAGCCCAAAGACCUCUUUGUGAACUUGUACGCUUACACUUCCAGAAGUAUGUGGUCUCACAGCAUUUAAGCCCAGAAUCUUACAAAGUUUUUCUGUUCCUGCCCCCAAGCAUCAAUGUUUUGUUCCAACUGCAGCAAGUGGAUGAUAUUGUGAAGGUUGAUAUAGUCACAGAUAACUGGAAACUUUUACCAUUCAUUAAUUCUUACCUUGCGGACAUGACGUCUGAAAAAUAGCACCCAGGCUUGCUGCAAAACUGGUUAUCUGAUCCUCAGUACAGUGGAGCAUUGCAGUAAACUAUUUUUAGUGUUGUUCUGAGUGCAAAUAUUUUUAUUCAAAAUACAAAAAUGACUGCAAGAUUUUGCUACGUUUAAAGCUACCUGUCAAGCACUGUAGGCGAGACAUUUUCAAACAUAGAUUCAACAUUGUUGCAAAUCUGUUUUGCUUAUUACAAAAGAACAUGUAUAAAGGUCUAUCACUAAGGAUGGACUACCAAAAAUGCUGGAAAUCUUCUUUUUCAGACCAGAACUAUUCCUAUUUCAGUCCCUUAUCUGUUUUGUUAAUCCUAACUCAGGUAACAAUAGAGGGAAAGGCAAAUCAGCAAGUUCUGAGGGAACCUGUAUAAAGCCAGAAUUCAUACUAUGGGAAAAAAAAAGAGGAGACAGUUUGACGUAAACUUGACUCUUGUGCCUUUACUGAAGCAGCCAAACUGGAACGGUGAUAAUCUGUAUUAGUAGUGGUCAACUGUGUAGCCAUUCUGCCUGUGACUGUGCUUUAUCUAUUAUUUAUUUGUUUAUUCAUUCAAGGGAUGUGGGCUUCGCAGGCUGAGCCAGUAUUUAAUUGCCCAUCCUUAGUUGUCCUUGAGAAGGUGGUGAUGAGCUGCCUUUUUAACCUGCAGCAGUCCUUGAGGUGUGGGUGUACCCACAAUGCUGUUAGGGAGGGAGUUCCAGGAUUUUGACCCAGCAACCGUGAAGGAGCGGCGAUAUAUUUCCAAGUCACGAUGGUCAGUGGCCCGGAGGACAACUUCCAAAUGGUGAUAUUCCCAUGUUUUUGCUGCCCUUUGUCGUUCUAGAUGAUAGAGGUCGUGGGUUUGGAAGGUGCUAUCUCGGGAGUCUUGGUGAGUUGCUGCAGUGCCUCCUGUAGAGGGUACCUACUGCUGCUACUGCGGAGGAGUCGGCAGUGGAGUGAGUCAAUGGUUGUGGAUGGGGGGGCCUAUCAAGCGGGCUGCUAUGUCCUGUAUGGUGUUGAGCUUCUUGAGUGUUGUUGAAGCUGCACUCACCCAGGCAAGUGGACUAUCACACUCCUGACUGGAGCCCUGAAGAUGGAGGACAGGCUUUGGGGAGUUAGGAGGUGAGCUUCUCGCCACAGGAUUCCCUCUGACCUUUUCUAGUAGCCACAUUGUUUAUAUGGCUACUCCAGUUCACCAUUGGCCAAUGGUAACCCCAGGAUAUUGAUAGUGGAUGAUAGUAUUUACUGUUUACCCAUGCUGCACAUAUUUGCCAGCAGUUGUGUUGAGUGAAGUUUGCAGAUCAUUUGAAUCUUAUUAUUGCAAUAUUGUUAGAUGGAGUGUAGAGUGUAGCACGUAAAGAAAAAGGAGUCUUGCAUUUAUAUAACAUCUUUUUGACCUUAGGAAUGUCUCAGUGCACAGAAGGUAUUUCAAGAAGUGUUGUUACAGUUGUAAUAUUCUUAGGCAGUUUCUCGGAGUCAAGGAUGACGUGCUUCCACACCAGUUCUGUGGGUGCUAAUGAGGCCAGCGUGGGAUGUGAAGGCUGAGUCAUGGGUGGGCAGGAGAUGCUUGUUGGGGUGGGCAGGUAGUGUGGGAGGUGGUGCGCUCCUACCCUUGUGUUUCUCUGCUCUUCAGAAUAUUCCCAGUAAAGACCCUCAGAAUCGUAGAAAUCAUUUAUGAGAUAGAAGGAGGCUGUUCAGCCCACUGCAUGUGUGCUGGUCAAAAAAGAGCUCUUCAACCUAAUCCCACCUCCUAGCACUGGGUCUGUGGCUGUGUAGGUAACACCUUUUCAAGUACACAUACAAAUACUUUUUAACUGUGCUGUGGGUUUCUGCCUCUACUGUUGCUUCCAGGUGGAGUUCCAGACUCCUACCACCCUCUGAGUGAAAAUUCUCAGAAUCAGAUUUACCUCAGAAUCAGAUUUAAUAUCACUGACAUAUGACAAAAUGUUUUGUUUUGCGGCAGCAGUACAGUGCAAAGACAUAAAAAUUACUAUAAAUUACAAAAUAAAUUAAUAGUGCAAAAAAAUGAAUAAUGAGGUAGUGUUUAUGGGUUCACGGACUGUUUAGAGAUCUGGUGGCAGAGGGGAAGAAGCUGUUUCUGAAUUGUUGAGUGUGGGUCUUCGGGUUCCUGUACCUCCUCCCUGAUGGUAAUAACGUGAAGAGGGCAUGUCCCGGAUGGUGGGGGUCCUUAAUGAUGGAUGCCACCUUCUUGAGGCACCGCCUCUUGAAGAUGUCCUCGAUGGUGGGGAGGGUUGUGCCUGUGAUGGAGCUGGCUGAGUCCAUAACCCACUGCAGCCUCUUGCGAUCCUGUGCUUUGGAGCCUCCAUACCAGGCUGUGAUGCAACCAGUCAGAAUGCUCUCCACCGUACAUCUAUAGAAAUUUGCAAGAGUUUUUGGUGACAUACUAAAUCUCCUCAAACUCCUAACUAAAUAGAGCCGCUGGCGUGCCUUCUUUGUGAUUGCAUCAAUGUGUUGGGCCCAGGACAGAUCUUCCGAGAUGUUGACAGCCAGGAACUUAAAGCUGCUCACCCUUACCACUGCUGACCCCUCAAUGAGGACUGGUGCGUGUUCUCCCGACUUCCCCUUCCUGAAGUCCCAAAUUUUCAGUCAUAAAACACCCUUUAACCAAUACCCCCUACUUCCUGUCAUGGGACCGAUUUUGGAUCCAAUUUGCCACCCCCCACUCUCCCUUGCAUUCUGUGGGUUGUUAUUUCUAUGACCAGUCUGCCAUGUCAGGCUUAGACAAAAGUCUUGCUGACAUCAAUGCAUGCCAGAACAAAAGCACAGACCUCAUUGUCCAUUCAUGUUAGCUCAAAGAAUUCCACCAAGUUAAUCAGACACGACCUUCAAUUAACAAAUCCUUACUGAUUAAUCUGUACUUUCCCAAAAGAAGGUUUACGUUGUCACUUAAGAUGGCUUUCAAUAAUUUUCCCAUCACCAGAGUUAAGCUAACUGCACUGUAAUUCUUUUUUAAUCAAUGGCACAACACUCACAAUCGUCCAUCUCCUUCCAUAUUGCCCAGGAAGAGUCAAGUCGCGUUUACUGUCACAUGCACAAGUACGGUGAGGUAAAGGUACAAUGAAAAACUUGCUUGCAGCAGCAUCGCAGACAUGUCAAUUCGGAAACAACACACAGAACAUAAGUUCUACAUAAAUUAUACGAGAGAGUGAAGAAAAAGAAUGUGCAAAACAUUAGUGCAAAAACAUAAUUAGAAUUUUGAUUGAAACUAUUUCCUCCCUUGCUUCUUUUAGGAACCUUGGGAUGUACUUCACCGAACCCAGCGACUUAUCCAUCCUCAAAGAUGAUAAACUCCAUAGUACUGUUUCCCCAAUCGAUAUUUCACUUUCACGUGCCCUAGCGAGGUUGGCAUAAACCCCCCCCCCCCCCCCCCCUAUUUUGAAGAUAGUUGCAAAUUAUUCAUUAAGUACCUUACCCAUGUCCUCUUCACUGAUGUUAUCCUUUUGAUCUCUAACAUCUUUGGAGUUUCUUUGAUUUUACUAGCCAAUAUUUUUUCAUACUGUCUCUGCUUUCUUAAGUUCUCUUUCCAUUUCAUCUCUCCACUUCCUGUACUCUUCCAGCCUUUCUGAAAUAUUAAGUUCCAGGUGUCUAACAUAAGUUUCAGUGUGCUUUCCUUAUCCUACCCCCUGAGCACCUUGUCAACCAGUGGCACUAGAUUUGGUAGUCCCAUCCUUUUUCUGUGGGAACGUAUAUAUCCUGAACCCCUUGAAUCUUCAUCUUAAAUGCCUUCCAUUGCUUCGGCAAUGAUUUCCUUCCAGUACCACUUCUGCUAAAUCAUCUCUCUGUCUCUGUAAAAUUGGGCUCAUCCCAAGUUAGAACCUUUACUCCUAUUUUAUCUUUGCUUUCCACAGCCUCGUUAAGUCGAUUCGAUUGUGAUCACUGCCACAUAAUUACUCUACUACUUCACUUGCCCAGCUACACUUUCCAAAAGUAAACCUAGAAUUGCUCCCUCCUUUUUCUGGCCUUCUACAAAAGGGCUGUAAGGUCCUCCUGAAUGUAAUUUAUGCACUUUACACUGAUUGUAUCUCAGUUGGUAUGAGGAUAGUUGAAAUCUCCCACUUUUACUACCCUAGUGCUUUUGCACAAGUGAGCAAUUUUCUUACUAAUUGGCUCCUCCAACUGUGUAGUUGCCCUGUUUUGUUGAUUAUUUCAACCUAUUUAGCCUCAUUUUAUAAGAAUCUCAGAGCAUCCAGCAUUCCUCAUUCAUUUUGAUCAAUCGUGAGCCAGCAUUCUGCAAAUCAGUGAGGAUUUUUUUCUCGGAGGCGUUGAGAUCCUUGCGGGCAUUUCUGUCCUCUUGGUAAUCUGUUGCCAUGAGGGAUCUCAGAGUACUGUGCUUAUUUUGAGUGUCUGGUGUUGGGCAAGCCAAAUGAUACGAUCUGCCCAUUGGGGCUGGCUGAGAGUAAUUAGAGUCUUGAAGCUGGAGGUGUUGUCCUGGGAGAGGACACUGUCGUUUGUUCACUUAUCCUGCCAGUGGAUUCUGAAGAUAAGAGGGAAGGGAUCUCUCCCCAGUAGAUCAUGAGUUUCAGGCUAGACUGGAGAUCUUGAUCUUUGAGCAUUCUUUUUCUGGAACAGAUGGUAUCCCUACUGAAGUUCGAAAACUUGGCACAGAAGAGCCUCUGACACAAAUUCAGAAGGCCAAAGGCUGUGCUGGCACACUGGAAGCAGUGGUGAAUUUCAUAAUAUCUGCCUUCACUGAGAGAUGGCUCCCAAGGUAUGGAAGACGAACCAUGUUUUCCAGAGUUUUGUCUGGAUCUUUCUUGUCAGGUAGGAAGAAUUAUGCAGUGGGAGUAGACUGGUAGGGAACCUUUUUUGUUUUGCGUAUGUUUUAUGUAAUGCCCAUUGUCUUGUAUGCUUAAGCAAUGACUUGAAACCUGGUCUGAGAAUAUCAUCUGUAUCAUCUGCAGCUCAAUGACUGAAGCUGCAGUGAUCUUAGAUCUGGAAUGGGGGUAAUGGAGGUUGAACAGGUUUCCAUUCAUCCAGCAGAUGAGCUCUGCUCUAGUGGGAAGAGGUGAAAUGCAGUAUUCAGCGAGCAAGUUUAAGAGGUUUGGAGUGAUGAUGUAACCUUGCUUGACCCCAGUUUGCCCUGGGACGUUGUUGUAAAUCUAUUGUUUAGAUUCAUGAAGUGUAUGCAGUGGAUGAAGAACAGAGACAAACCUUUGAGGACAACCAGAUUUUUCUUAGCAUUGUCAUGCAGUGUAAUUCAUGUCCUUCGGGUCUCUUGAUGGAUCAAAUUCACUCUAUGAUUUGGGAAACAGUUCUUCAGCUGCUGAGAGGAGGCAGUUGAGGAGGACCUUUUCAAUGACAUGCCUGAUGGCAGGGAACCCCAUCUCUAGUUGCCACAGUCUGAUUUUGUCACCUUACUUGAAUGUGUUGACAUCUUAGAAGUCUCUGGUACAUUCUCCUCUUCCCAAAUGAAGGAGGAGGCUCUGAAUUUGUGUCUGUGCCAAGUUUUAGAACUUCAGGAGGGGCACCACCUGUUGUAGAGGCCUUGUCUUUCUGUCAGCAAAUGGUCUUUUCAACCUCUCGUUGGUCCGGCGUAGGAGAAGGAGACUGAACGAGAGAGUGUAAUGUAAGAUGGCGGGAAGGACACUCCCAUCAUGGUCAAAGUCUCAGUUGUUGUAACGUAGGGAAUGCUGCACCCAAUUCGCACAUAACUAGUUCCCACGAGUAGCAAUGUAAAAAUGACAAGAUAAUCUGUUUUUGUGAUGUUGAGAUAUGAAUAAUUGUCCAGUAGAAUUUACUUGCUCUUCCAGAAGUGAAUCAAAGUAUUUUGUAUCCACCUGAUUGAUCAGAAAAGCAGUGUGUGUCUCAUUUGGAAGAUCCAGCCUCCAACUCCCUCAGUUCCACAUUAGUGCAUCAGCCUAGAUUUGGUGCUUGUAUCGCUUAAACUGAUAACCUUCAGAUUGGUGUGAGUGCUACCAUCAAACCAAGACUGCCACCUGUUUAUUAAUGUGAUACAGGGACAUUCGUUCACCUUAUAGUGACCCCAAAUCCAUGCAAUUCUCUGAGUGUGACUGUAUGCUCCGGAACCACAUGUGGUUCCCUAUCUUUCCUGCAUCUAGUCCAAGCAUCCACAAGUGCAAUUGUUGCUAACAUGGGCACCUGGUCUGGCAGCAGGUGCUCAGUGUAAAUGUAACAGUGUCUAAUGGCUCAGAAUGAGCUUCACUCCUCAUAGACUGGAUAUCAAGUCACAC